Angiostrongylus costaricensis is the source of this 360-nucleotide messenger RNA. Lineage: Eukaryota; Metazoa; Nematoda; Chromadorea; Rhabditida; Metastrongylidae. The record is from the annotation of a GenBank genome assembly.
GAUAAAGAACGGACAACUUUGUCUUCUAUAUCGUCUUCUAAACUCCUUUACAGUUUAUUCACGGUAUCUAUGGAAAAUAUCGUUGGUGCCGACCUCUACACAACUGUUAUCCUGGGAUUGUUUGCUUCAGUUAUAAUACUUCUUAUGGUUCGCUCAAUAAAAUUAACGGAUUCCUUGGAUGACCAGGUAUCGCACGAUUACAGAGAGUUGAAACGGAGGGCUCAAAUGUGGCUAGCUGAUAUCAAGUCAAAGAGUCUGAACAAAGUCGCUAGAAAUCGCAGAAACUCAAGUUUUUUCUGUGGGUUCUUUUGUACUAUGUCUUAUACUGCCUACUCUUUAGCCGUUGUUUUAAUUUUUUAG